GUGCAGGCAAGUAUGGCGUCUUGUAAUAAAAUGUUCGCCCUAAACCUGAUCUGUGUCUGCUUCGCAGUGGUGUUAGUUCACUGCAACCCUCAACCGGGUCAUGGAGGAGGACCUCCUACAAAUUCAAACAAUGACCCACCUGCAGCUUAUGACCCACCUUCAGCUCAUGACCCACCUGCAGCUUAUGACCCACCUGCAGCUAAUGACCCCCCUUCAUGUUAUGACCCGCCGACAGUCUAUGAAGACCCUCCUUCAAUCAACGACCCACCUGCAGCUCAUGACCCACCUUCAAGUUAUGACCCGCCGACAGCCCAUGGAGAUCCUCCUUCAAACAACGACCCACCUGCAGCUCAUGACCCUCCUUCAAGUUAUGACCCACCGACAGCCCAUGGAGAUCCUCCUUCAAACAACGACCCACCUGCAGCUCAUGACCCACCUGUAGCUUAUGACCCACCUACAGCUUAUGACCCACCUGCAGCUCAUGACCCACCUUCAAGUUAUGACCCGCCGACGGCUCAUGAAUAGCCCCCUUCAAACAAUGACCCACCAACCGCUAAUUAGGAGCCACUUGUAUGUGAAUUUCCUCUAUAACACUAAAAUAUAGUUCAGUUUACUAUUUCAAUAUGUAUUAUUAAAUACUGUUCAAAAUAAUUA
Homalodisca vitripennis (glassy-winged sharpshooter) is the source of this 654-nucleotide messenger RNA. Its product is annotated as pollen-specific leucine-rich repeat extensin-like protein 4. The record is from RefSeq and is a predicted model, not a curated record. The transcript has 3 exons. Bases 13 to 525 code for a protein of 170 amino acids. Lineage: Eukaryota; Metazoa; Arthropoda; Insecta; Hemiptera; Cicadellidae.